AUUUCCAUUUUUUCUUGAAUUGUAUCCAAACAGGCUGUUAGUGCAAUGCAGAAUAACGUUUUACACUCAAUAAAUUAAAAAAAAAAAAAAUAACACCCCUUCCUUGCUAACGGAAACCCAAUGGGUAACAGUUUCAUAUGCGGGUUUGGACUUUCUAGUUGGGCCCAAUAUCCUUAACAGGCUCUUUUCCAGUGGGCCUGGUUAACACCUUAAAAGAAAGAUCUAUUUGACGGCCAGCGACGCAAUCGGUAAAGAAUUCCCCGUACACGCGAAAUAAAAACCUACGCAGCCGCUCUUUUAAGUUUUAACUUUUAAGCCCGAUCACGAUCACGAUCACGAUCAGUUGCCGGGUUCUUCAAUUUCCCGCCGCCCCCGCCACCGCCACCACUACGGCGGCACUACCUCCAGCGUCUCUAGCUACCCCGCAUUGUUUGCUUACCGCCUCCUCCCCGUCGCCGAUACAAGCUUGAAGGUGUCAAUCCUGCUCUCUUACUUUAACUAAUUCCGUUUCACGAAUUUGGGCUCUGUACGCUUUCAUGUCGGAUUUCCCUUUUCCCAGUCCCGGUAUUUCAAUAUCUCCGACGAAAGAUUCAAGUUUUCCGAGUCUUAAUGAAAUCCCUCAAUUGGGUUUUAUCGAUGAUACGGUAGAGAGGGUUUUGGUCGGCCGAGAAACAAUUUUUCGUUUUGUUGCAACUUCUGCGAUUUAGGGGUUUAUGCAGAAUUAAGCGUUGUGGGUGUGUACUUGUUUCCGUUGUGUGUUUGACCAGGGAAUUGUCCAUCAUGGUGGAAGAUCAAGAUGCAGGGAUGUUCAAUGUCAAACAGACAAUCGGCACGGUGCUCUGCUGCAGAUGCGGCAUCAAAAUGCAGCCGAACGCGGCCAACAUGUGCGUGAGUUGCCUGCGAUCGGAGGUGGAUAUCACCGAGGGUUUACAGAAGCAUGUAGUUAUCUCCCACUGUCCAAACUGCGACCGCUACCUGCAGCCACCCAAGAACUGGCUCAAAGCCCAGUGGGAGUCAAAGGAGCUCCUCACGUUCUGCGUCAAGCGGAUGAAGAAUCUCAACAAGGUGACAUUGAUCAACGCCGAGUUCGUGUGGACCGAGCCACACUCCAAACGGAUCAAGGUCCGCCUGACAAUCCAGAAGGAGUGCCUCGAGAAAGCUUACGUUGUUGAGUACGUCCAGCAGGACCAUUUGUGCGAGUCUUGCUCGAGAGUCGCGGCCAAUCCGGACCAGUGGGUUGCAUCAGUGCAGCUCCGCCAGCAUGUUUCUCAUCGCAGGACCUUCUUCUACCUCGAGCAGCUGAUACUGAAGCACGAUGCUGCUUCCAAGGCUAUCAAGAUCAAGCAGAUGCAUCAGGGCAUCGACUUUUUCUUUGGGAACCGUAGUCAUGCUGUGAAAUUCAUGGAAUUUCUAAGGAGCGUUGUCCCGACCAAGAGUCGUGAUGAUAAGCAGCUGGUUUCUCACGAUGUCAAGAGCAGUAAUUACAACUACAAGUACACUUUCUCGGUCCAGAUCAGCCCGGUUUGUCGCGAGGAUUUGAUUUGCUUGCCUCGGAGGCUUUCUUCCAGCUUGGGCAACAUUGGGCCUCUUGUUGUCUGCACCAAGGUGACCAAUAGCAUUGCGCUGCUCGAUCCUUUCACAUUGAGACACUGCCAUCUGGACUCUGAUCAGUAUUGGAGGCAUGGUUUCAAGUCCUUGAUGAUCAGUAGGCAGCUAGUGGAGUACAUUGUGCUGAAUAUUGAAAUCACCUCGCCACCAAUGGAGGCGAAAAUCGGUGGUGCCAGGUACCUAUUGGCCGAUGCAGAGGUGGCUCGAUUGUCUGAUUUAGGCCGCAACAACAACAUCUUCUCCGUGAAGACUCAUCUGGGACAUCUCCUGAACACGGGCGAUCAUGCCCUUGGUUAUGACCUCUGUGCAGCGAAUAGCAACAAUAGCGAGCUGGAGAAGUACAAGAGUAGUCUCGAGGUGCCGGAGGUGGUCCUGAUAAAGAAGAGCUACGAAGAGGCGUGGCAGAGGAAACGAGGGAAGCCACGGAAGUACAAGCUCAAGCACCUGGAGAUGGAAGUUGAAGACAGAGCCAGGGUCGACGAAGAGAAGGAGAGGUCGGAUUACGAGCAGUUCCAGAGGGAUAUCGAGGAGAAUCCCGAGCUGCGGUUCAAUCUGUCUCUGUACCGUAACAAGGAGUACCAGGAGGAGUCAGAGGCCGGCUCAAUGGCUGAUGAUGCUGCUGGCUGCAGCUCCGUUGGAGGAGCUGCUUGCUGACCUUGUGUUGCUUGAUGAGAGGUGAUGAGGAGGACGAUGAUUUUAUUUUUUGUAUGAAGUAUCCGAAAACCGUUUAUAGAAACCAUUUAUAAAAACCGACCUCUUUU
This is a messenger RNA of Linum trigynum, 2369 nucleotides long. The record is from the annotation of a GenBank genome assembly. NCBI's taxonomy places the organism in Eukaryota, Viridiplantae, Streptophyta, Magnoliopsida, Malpighiales, Linaceae.